This is a messenger RNA of Durusdinium trenchii, 1299 nucleotides long. The record is from the annotation of a GenBank genome assembly. Lineage: Eukaryota; Dinophyceae; Suessiales; Symbiodiniaceae.
AUGCUGACUCCUGACUUUCUCCAUGAGAACUACCAAUGUGGCUACCAGGUCACAAGGACAACAACUCCCAACUAUCCCAGCUUCAUUUUGUCCUCAGCCAAGGUCAAUGGCUGGCAGGAAUGCCAGGAUCGAUGUACGGUUGAUCCAAGUUGUGAGUGCACUGUAUGGGCGCUGGACGGUACAUCAAGGCGCUGGGCGCUGGUCAUUGACAGAGCGUUGGGAGCUGCGAGGUAUGACCCAAUCUACUCCACUUUCCUGAAAGACAAAGAUGCUUUGGUGAGGGUGCAGACCACAACCACCGAAGAGGAAAGGCGCUGGAUUCCGGUGGUGGUCACGGAUGAAGACACAACUAAGAAGGACUGGUUUUGGGAAAUGGAUCGAUUGGACAAAGGGAUAGGCCACACAGCUCUUCGGGCAGCCGAGCGAGUGAGAAGAGAAAGAAGAAGGCCGGUGGCCAGGGCAGUUCGCUCGCGUUUGGCCGGACACUUGGGAGGACGCGUUGAAUUCGGCUUCGCGAAGGAUUGCGAUUUGAAGAAGCCCAGGAUAAGAAGGAGAAAAAGGACAAGAAGAGUAAGAAAGAGAAAAAGGAAAGAUGAUGAGAAGGAAAAGAAGCGGGCUGAGAGGGCGGAAACUUGGAACUGCGAGCGAGGUGAUGCGGUCCGACAGAUUGGUGCCCUGCUUCAGCUUGAUGCGGCGGUGGAAGAGGAACUGGAUGGGGUCUUUGAGGCCAUCGAUGAGGGCGAAACGGUGCGGAUUGACGGCCUUCAGAACAAGCAGGCGCGGAAGAAGCUGCGUCACUUAUUGCAGGCUUUCCGUUUGACACAGGAAGAGAAUGGCCAAGCCUACAGAAGCUGCGAGCUUAAAGUCUCCUUCAAGAGCAUCUAUCAAGAGUGCCUCAUCAGGGCGAAGGAGCACUUCGUCGCGAAGCCCGUGGAUGUGGAAGAGCCCGAGGAAGAAGAACCCGACCAAGCUGAACCGGAGGCUUUCGACCCCCGUGCUGGAUACUCGGGUGAAGCGGAGGAAGCAGAAGCAGCUCCUCCAGCUGCACGAAUUCGAGGGCCUCAACUGCCUGGAGCAACCGUGGGCGCAUCUGAGUUGCACAGCGGUUCCGAAUCAGAUGGGGAAGCUGGACCUCGCGGGGAAGGUGAAGAAAGAGAAGGUGUGGAUUUGAGAUAUGCGGAUCCAGUGCAAAGUGGCAGGGAAGAAUGGAUGACGAUGGCGCCUGAGAGCAACUUUCAAUCAACCAAUCUCGUGGAACGCUUUGCUAUGUUGUCUCAUAGGUGCACUGCUGCUUCAUGA